CGUAUUAUAUCGUCGGAUAGGCCUACUAUAUCACGUCGGCCUAAAACUGCGAAGAGGGCGGGGAAGAGGGCUCGUUGAAAUCCCGGCUGAAAUCGGCAUUGAACAAGUUAUCAUCUUCUUACCCUUACCCCCGUUUAUUCUGUUGAAAGCAUUGGCUUCUGUGAGCCUCGAUUGAAAAAUCUAUUUAUAUUUGUAUGCGAAUUUACAGAUAUUUGAGAAUGUAUCGGCUAUCGCUUUGCUGCUAUUACACAGUGGUAUUCUUCUCAAUAGUUUGGCAGACGGUCUCUAGUUUCAAUAUCUUGGUCUCCCCUGUAUACGGAGAGGGAAGCCAUUUUUUCGCUGGAGCGGCCGUGGCCCAGGGAUUAGUUGACAAAGGGCAUAACGUGACUGUUCUCAUCAGCAGGGCAUAUGAACAUAGGACUCAGGAUCCGAGGUAUUCCAAACUACACUUCCUCAUCUUCGAUCAUCGGAACAGAUCGACGGAGGAUGUCCGUCAAAUGUUUUUCCAGGUCAACACAUUCGUAUUUAAAAGUAAAGAAACUCAGUUGAUAGAGUUGUUUUCUCUUGUGAGCGAGUCGAUGGCGGAAGAUUGCGAAUGUGUCCUACGUGACGUCACAAUCAUGAAACAACUGGAAGGAAUAGAUGCUAUUAUAGUGGAUCCUACUUGGAUUUGUGGCAUGGUGAUGAGACAUGUCCUUGAACGAACUCUCAAUUACAGCAAACACAUUAAGAUGAUAUCAAUGACACCAAACAUUCCUGAUGGAACCCUGCUAUUGUAUAGUGGAUCUUAUUUAAAUCUUGCCUUUCAACCAGAGAUAUCAUCUGGGUACACCAACAGAAUGACCUUCUUGCAGAGGGUCAAUAACGUCUUUUUCUUCAGUUCGGUACUCUUUUUAGCAAGUAAGAUUGCUAUACCACCGUAUGAAAAAGUUGCAAGGAACAUGGGUUUUGAUCAGAACGAGUUUGACCUAAGCUUAUGGACUUGGCACAAAUAUUUCGAUUUGCAUCUUAUCAACAUUCAUACUUCAUCUGAGUUUCCCUUUCCACUUGCACCUAAUAUUAUUUUGAUAGGAGGGGGUCUUACAGUGACACCGCCAGCAAAGCUUGAUAAGGUAAUACGAGCAUGCACUCAGAAUUUAGAGGAGUUCGUGAAUAGUUCUGGAGACGAAGGCAUUAUCGUGUUCACCCUUGGUACAUACUUUUCAUCAGUAACAAAGUUUGAGCCAGAGUUUGUCGACUUGUUUGCUGAGGCUUUCCAAAGAUUACCGCAGAAAGUUAUUUGGCAGUUGAAAGAGCUUCCAAAGAAAGAGUUACCAUCUAAUGUAAAAGCAUUGCCAUGGGUUCCGCAGAAUGAUCUGCUCGGUCACCCAAAGCUACGUGUGAUCAUAACUCACGGCGGUAACAACGGGUUUCAAGAGGCUUGUAGUCAUGGCGUACCUAUGGUCAUUAUACCUUUCAUUGCUGACCAAUACGACGUCGGAGCAAGAGUCGAAGCAAGAGGUAUGGGGAGAAGUCUCGACAAACACUCACUCAGCGCUGACGUCAUUUAUGAGACCCUUCAUGAAGUCAUCAAUAACCCAAGUUAUGCACAGGUGGCCAAAGAAGUCUCAUCUAUCAUAAAAAACGACUUUAUGUCUGGAAAAGAACGUGCUGCAUUCUGGGUAGACCACGUGAUAAGAUAUGGUGGAGAAUAUCUCAGAUCGCCUGCUGCAGAACUUUCUUUCAUUCAAUUCUAUAUGUUAGAUGUCCUUGCAUUUCUCUCCGCAUUACUUUGUAUUAUAUUAUUACUUGUAUUUUUCUGUUUAAGAUUUUGUUUUCGUUUGUGCUUUCGACUUGUUUUCGGUAGAACCAAAUCUAAAACAGAUUGAAAACAUAAUCUCAAGAUAUGCGUUAAGGACAAUCCCAGUGAUACGUCACUGUGUGGGUAAUCCACACAAAACGAAUUGCUUGGGAGCAAAGGUUAUUGAAAGAAAUCCGACAAGGAUGUCAUUAGAUCACUAUAAAUCUGUUGAAAUCUCAAAUUGGCAAUUUUGGAAGUCGAAUAGUUUGGGCAACUUCCCAAGUAUGUACUUAUUCACCAAUGCUGAUUUCAAUCUGUAUGCCUUUUCCCUGUAUUUUGUAGCUAAGUUUAACAAAAUAAAUAAUUUAUUUUGUUUUUUAUUGUUUGAAUUAUAAAAUAUUUCAAUUUAUACAGAAUUGACAAUGAUGUAAAACUUGACUGAACUACAUAAUGUUAAACAAUGUUGAUUCCACAAGUUCAGGGAUUAUAAAGCUCCAUUUCAAAUGACAUGGGUGAGAAAAUCAGAAUGUUUCAUAUUUCAGAUAAUAAAAUACAAAAGAAAUAGUGA
Messenger RNA from Lytechinus variegatus (green sea urchin), 2348 nucleotides. RefSeq names its product UDP-glucuronosyltransferase 2B16-like. Bases 195 to 1868 code for a protein of 557 amino acids. NCBI's taxonomy places the organism in Eukaryota, Metazoa, Echinodermata, Echinoidea, Temnopleuroida, Toxopneustidae. The transcript is spliced from 4 exons. Gene Ontology annotation, molecular function: UDP-glycosyltransferase activity. The record is from RefSeq and is a predicted model, not a curated record.